AAAUGGAAAGAAGGAGCAAUUCUUGAGGCAACUGAUCCGAGAUUGGGAGGUGAUUUUGUGGUAGAGGAAAUGGAGUUGGUUUUGAAACUAGGUCUGAUUUGCUCACACUAUAAUCCGAUGACUAGGCCUAGCAUGAGGCAAGUAAUGCAGUAUUUGGAUAGGGAAGUUAUCAUGCCCGAAGUAUUUAUGGAUAUUGUAGGAGUUGGCAUGGCUGCAUUAUUUGGCAAUGAA
Molecule: messenger RNA, 231 nt
Organism: Ilex paraguariensis (yerba mate)
Lineage: Eukaryota; Viridiplantae; Streptophyta; Magnoliopsida; Aquifoliales; Aquifoliaceae
Source: the annotation of a GenBank genome assembly